Molecule: messenger RNA, 3077 nt
Organism: Seriola dumerili (greater amberjack)
Lineage: Eukaryota; Metazoa; Chordata; Actinopteri; Carangiformes; Carangidae
Gene: zbtb32
Product: zinc finger and BTB domain containing 32
Exons: 5
Coding region: 104-1642 (512 amino acids)
Biological process (GO): regulation of transcription by RNA polymerase II
Molecular function (GO): protein binding; RNA polymerase II cis-regulatory region sequence-specific DNA binding; DNA-binding transcription factor activity, RNA polymerase II-specific
Source: RefSeq, a predicted model, not a curated record
UUACAAGUCACUUCACAGUCAUGAUGCGAGGUAGCUCGUCAUCCCCCAGGGAGAAUAUUCGCUAAACACCGGACUUUUGAUAGCAUUUCUACAAGCUUCAGAAAUGAUCCGAAUCAACAACACCCAAUAUUUCCACUUCCUGCAGCAGGCCGAUGCUUUACGUCGCUCAGGAUCGCUCUGCGAUGCCAUCAUCUCAGUAAAGAGUCAUACAUUCAGGGCUCAUCGGCUAGUACUGGCCUGUGCUAGUAGACGACUGGCACAGCAGCUAGCCCAAGGUGACAUAGACUGCCCAGCCCGCUGCACACUGGAGUACUUCUCACCGCGCACCUUCCAGCAGGUCCUUGACUUCACCUACAUGCAGGCUCUUGAGGUGUCUGUGGAAGAUCUGAACCUGCUCCUGAGAGCUGCCCAGCUGUUGGAGAUGGAGUCGCUAGAAGACCAGUGCCGGAAACAGCUGGAUACCCUCGACUCCAGAGCCAGCAACGAGGACAAAAGAGGAGAAAUGACAGAUGUCAAAGAAGAAAAAGAAAGUGCAAAAGAGAUGGAUCAAAAGAAAAAAGAAAGUCCAGUUCAAGAGGGGAAACUUCAAGAGGCUUCCUCGACAGGUGAGGAAGCAAGCAACAGCGUCGUGAUAGAAAAUCUUUCACAUCCUGAUUCUGCUAAGAACCACAACAGCUCGUCAUCCCCAAGAAAGAAGCCCAGACUGUCCCCUAUGUCAUCAAAACCCUACAACAGAGACAGUGUUAUUGCAGGACCUGCCACCAGCAGUUCCUCUUUCUCCUCUCCCUGGACUUUCUCCACAAACAUGUGGAACUCUGUGACCACCCUGAGGCGGAUAGCAGAAAACUAUUCAAACUUAAUUGCAGCACAUCCUCGUCAGUCCCCAAAUCAGUCCUCUGUAGCAUACCCAUUCUCCCUCUCCAGUCCACCCCACAUCUUCCCCUUACUGGGCCACCAUUUUCAAAACCCAGUUCACAACUCUGUAAUGGGCUACUCGAGCUUUUAUCCACAUUAUACACAAAACCUUUACGCUGGAUCUUCAGGGAUGGGAACCAUUAUCAAGCAAGGCCUGUUAAAAAGAAAAAAACCCAGCCAGAGAGCAUUUACCGAGGCUGCUCAAAGCGUUGAGCAAAGUUACCCUCAAGUGCCCAAAGCCAGCACAGAGAAAGUUAAAGACUGCCAACACUGCAAAACAAGCCUCCUUGGUGAUCCAGUGCUGCGGGAGUCAGCCUCCACACCAUCAGGUGAGGCCUGCACAGGGUGUCAAUUCUGUGAAGGAAGAGAUGUCGUGCAGCAUGAACCACAAUCCAAUCGACCAGACCACAGAGGGGACAAGCCCUACCAGUGCCAACACUGCCCCAAAAGGUUCAGUCUGAAGCAUCAACUGGAUACACACCACCGAGUUCACACCGGGGAGAAACCCUUCGAGUGUCGUCUCUGCGGUCAACGCUCACGGGACUACUCAGCCAUGAUCAAGCACCUGCGGACUCACGGUGGGGCUUCACCCUACCAGUGUACGUUGUGCCUGGAGUUCUGCAGCAGCCUGGUCACCAUGCAGAGACACAUCAAGAGCCACGCAGUGCAGGAAUUCCCUCCUGACUGGAGCAUCAACAACACCUACCUGUACACCUCCCAUGUCUGAGCCACACCUCACAACCCAGACACCUCCAUCUAUACAAAGUUCUCAUAGGUGUAGCUUUAGUUUGUGCCUUUCGUGUAUUAUCAUUACAUCUGAGUCACAGAGCUAAGUGUCUGUUUUCCGAUUGAUAAAGUCCUAAUGGGGUUUGAAAAACUGUUAGGGUCUCUUAACAACACUUUGAAGUCAUUAUAAGAGGCACAAACUGAGACUAUCACAGCUGUAGCAAUAACUUCCAAGCAAACUGGGGCUGUUCUCAUAUUCACAUUCACAACAAUAGAACAGAGAAAUGCAGCACUAAUUUCCAGAGACAUGUCAGAACAUGUAUUCAAAGUCUUUACCAUUUCACAUUAGGUCAUGUACGUGCAUUAAAGUCACAUCAACAGCUCAUCCUCACUGAAUGACGCAGGCAUCUUCCCUCUUAGUUUCAUAAUUAUUGGAUCGGUUGUGUAAACUUUGUAAAUUUGAACCAGGAUUAUAGCGCCCUCAAGAGGGCGACCACUGUUGUUCUCAAUCCAUUUGUUCUCUGUACUAAUGCUCAAACAGCGACACUAGUGGGUGAGAUAUCAUAUUUGCAGCUGGACAAAGGAGAUUUUUUUUUUUUAAUUACUGAAACAUAUAAACAGUCUACAUCCAAUGAUCCAGAUUUAGUCAGAAAAAAAUCCUAUAUCCAUUCUCACUAUGAUGUAUUCCUUACAAAAUUAAAAUUCUAAUGUAUCCAGUUGAUUCUUUAAAAUAGUGACUUUGUUCUAGUCAGUAGUUAUUUUACUGUCAGAGAAAAUAAAAGUGUAGAAGGAGAGUAAAAGUUCAUCUGCAUCAGGCCUUGAGCCUUGACAGUGAUGAUGAGACAAAAGUCAGUGAAGUUCCACAUAUGGAAACAUUUAUAAGUUUAACAAAGACUGUAUUUAUGUAACACUGGCAAUAAGGAAUGUUAUGGGAGACUAAACUUGUCAGUGGACAGCUCAUAAGUCUUCUGAGGUUGAUUUGAUGAGAUGACAAUAACAGAGCUUUUGCAACUAUGUAGUGUGACAAACAAUAUUCCAGUGUUUUCUUAUUUCUUAGUCUUUCAUUAGUGAAUUUUCUGCAUUGUCAUUCACAGACUCCCUUUAACUUUAAAGGCAUGGAUAUACCGUAGUAACUGCAUCUCUAAAGUAAAUCUCAAAAGUGGUAUUUAGCAACUGCCAUACCUCUCUUCCAUACUGUGAAGCUAGCCCUGCAUGUAUGUAUGUAUUCAGUAUGUAACCAUGCACAUUGCUUCCUUCCAUUGAGGGAGUGUUCAGUGGAACUUUCAGGCCUGUUUCCACUGAAGACUAUUUGUUCAUCUGUACAGCAUUAUCUUAAUGUGUAUGGUGUAGAAAUUAAAUAAAUAAUAUUUAAAUAAACUUUUAUUCAUAGGUUUUAAUGAAUCAAUAUGCAAUGUUUUAGACUAGUAAUGCAGCAA